Molecule: messenger RNA, 3862 nt
Organism: Falco peregrinus (peregrine falcon)
Lineage: Eukaryota; Metazoa; Chordata; Aves; Falconiformes; Falconidae
Gene: GUCD1
Product: guanylyl cyclase domain containing 1
Exons: 6
Coding region: 1-1203 (400 amino acids)
Source: RefSeq, a predicted model, not a curated record
AUGGCCUCCUCCAGCUUCCCGCCGUGCACCGCGCGCCGGAACCGGAAGGCGGCUGUGGCAGCAGGACGGGCCCUGCCCUUCCCUUCCCGCCCCGGGCGCCUGGGGCCGCGCUGCCGCGGCACCACGGUUCCGCCGCAGUCCUGUCCCGCCGGCCGGGGACAACCCCGUCCCGCCGGCGGCACCGCCGCGCUCCCUGGGCAGGGCUGGCCACCGGCGCGCCCCGCGCUUCCCCGCCCGCCCCAGGCCGCACCCCAGCCCGCGGCCCCGCGGCCCCCGCCCGCCGCGUCAUGCCCCUGCCCACCGCCACGCCCGGCCACCGCCCCACACACCGCGGCGCCAGCGCGGGGCAGGCGCCCCGGGGCCCGGCCACACGCAGCCCCCGCCCCCGGGGCCGGAAGAAGCCAGCGCCGCGCCGAGGGAUGUCGGGCCGCCGCGGGCCGGCUCGGCGGGGCCGGCAGUGAGCGGGCGGCAGGCCCCGCCACCGCCAUGAAGAGCCCCCGGGAGCCUGGGGAGCCGCCGCCGCCAGUUGACUGCAUCCAGCUGAAAGUACCAGUCAUUCAGCAGCUGUACCACUGGGACUGUGGGCUAGCCUGCUCCAGGAUGGUGCUUCAGUACCUGAAUCAUUUGGACAACGAUGAAUUUCAGAAAGCCAUCCAGGAACUCCAGUUAACAAAGAGUAUCUGGACUAUUGACCUGGCCUACCUAAUGCGGCACUUCGGUGUUAAGCAUAAAUUUUGCACCCAGACGCUUGGAGUGGACAAGGGCUACAAAAAUCAGUCCUUUUACAGGAAGCACUUUGACACAGAAGAGAAUCGAGUGAAUCAGCUCUUUGCACAAGCCAAAGCCUGCAAGGUGUUGGUGGAGAAGUGCACAGUAACUGUUCAAGACAUCCAAAACCAUCUGUCCCAAGGUCACAUAGCCAUCGUCCUAGUGAAUGCAGUCCUGCUGUUGUGUGAUCUUUGCUCAAGUCCUGUCAAAUACUGCUGCUUCCUUCCCAUUGGACAGAAGUGCUUCUGCAGGAAUCCCGAUUAUCAGGGCCAUUUCAUUGUGUUAUGUGGCUACAACAAAGCCUCAGGGAGUAUUUACUACAACAACCCUGCCUAUGCUGACCGAACAUGCUGCACCAGCAUUAGUAACUUUGAGGAAGCCAGGACAAGUUAUGGCACUGAUGAAGAUAUUCUUUUCAUCUACGCAGACAGCUGACAUCCACACCUGAUACUUCUGGUCCUUUCCUGUGCAGUCUGCAUGGCAGCUGGCUGCUUGUCUCAGGACUCCCCCUGCAGAGACCUUGCUCCUGAAAUGCAGUGGGAUCUUAAACAAGGGAGGCUUUAUAGACAUUGAUAGGACUAUAUUGCAGUGCUGUCUUUACCUUUUUUUUCCUGAUGAUGUAUCUGAUUUUGCAAUGUAUGUCUUAGUUUUUUGGGUUUUAUUUUCCCCUCAUUUUCAACGUUGCACAUUUGACAGCAGUUUUAAAAUACAGGCCCAGAGUCUGUUCACUUUGAGCUUAUUUUCAAAUUAAACACAUGAAAAAAAAGCACUUAGUAACACAUGCAUAGGUUUAGGUAAACAAAACCAGGGAGAAAAAAAUACAGUAAAUACCUGUUUCUCUCUUUCUGUCAAAGCAUCAAGGGCUGAUCUUCAUCCUAAAUCUAGGGAUUAGAGGUUCAGCAGGGUAUCAUGGAAGGAAAAUAAUACUAACCUAAACCACUUUUAAAUAACAAAAAAUGCCUUGCUGGCUCAUCAGUAUUGUCUGCAUUGUAGGAUGAAAUACAUUUACUCAAGGAAACUUCCCUUGUACCAAAUUCACCUUACACAGAUUUAGCAUUUAUGCCACUGCACUGAAUUUUGAAUUGCAGUUAUUGGUAUUGUUCCCCUCUACUACAAGCUUGACUUCUUUUGGCUAAAUCCCCUAGGAUGACUGCUCAGAGCUCUGCAUUGCCCCAGAAGUUUUAAGUGACUAUACUUUAUUUGUACCUGGAAGUCUUUUAUUGCUCUUUGCAAAAAACCUCUGAACAUCAUGCCACCCACAUGUGCCAUUUCCUGCAGAAUUCAUUCUAAAUAUAAAUUUUAAACUUACUAAGCAAGUACAGAAAAUGAUCGUCCACCCUCAUGGUAUACAUUCUGUAUGUAAACUGUGAAUAUCUGACAGCAUAUACUGGAUUGCAACUAAAAUGCUGAAUCAUAAUUUGAGCCAAAUUUUCCUAUGGGUAUUAGUUCAGUGACCUUCCUUCUAAGAAGAGCUGAAAUCAAUUGAGAGGGAAUACAAGUAAAAAGACAGGAACUCAGCUUUUCUAGCUCUUCUACCAUAGCUGUAUUUGGAUUAAGUUGGAGUUACUGUAUUCAGACAUUAUCAAGUGAAAUUGUUAGCAGCUUAUUCAUCAUCCUUUCAUGUAUUACCUGGGUUUAAUCACUUUGCUGAUGAGUACUGCAAAGUGUAAGAAAUAGCCACCCAGUUCAGAUUCAUCCAUCGCAGCUUCCUACAAGUCUUCAUCUCCAGUCCUGCCUAUGCUGAAGUGGGUAGAAACAUUAAUAUUGAUGUAAAGCUAGCAAAAUUCUAGUUUGCUCCUAAGACUGAGAUCCCACACCUUUGGCAUGGUUUUAGGAAAAGAACUGUUCAAGUUCUGGAACUGCAUGGAAUAACAGUAAAAGGACAUUGUUAUUUAGUGGUGGAAAUAAUAAAUAGGAAUCUACUUUCAGCUUGGUAAAAAAUUUUUCUAAGGGAAAACUUACCAGCUGUUGACUUACAGAAAAGUGUCUGGAAGUGGAAUCAAGAGCGCUACUUUGUACAAAGGCUAAAAAUGGUAACAGACAUUUAAAAUGGAAUAGCCUUUAAAAAGUUCUGAACAAAAAGUAUGUGACAAGACAUUUUCACUGAAUCAAAAUUUCCUUAUCAGUGGUGAAGGUGGAAUACAUUCUGGUACUUACACUUGCAAAAUGAGUAAAAAUUGGGAUGUGGUUUGUGAGCAGUGGAACCAGUACAUUAGUGCCACCAGCAGAAUCCCAGAAAAAAAAAUACAAAACAUAUUGCAGGUAGUGCCUUCCAACUCCUCCAAAGUAAAUCACCAGAAGGCUACUGAUCUGAUAAUUUUUAUGUCCAAGUCCAAAUUCAUGAUGUUUGAUUUAGAGAGAUUGUAUUAGCUAUGUUACUAAUUAACAGGUAUGUAAACUACAGGUUGAUGGAGUACUUCAUUAACCCAUGCAUUUUCAGGUAGGUAGUUUUUCAACACCAUUAAACUUCACGGGAUUUAUUUUAGAGCAGGCCUAGCUAGCUAAAUAAAACCAGUUCUUACAGAAGGCUUGUAAUUGAUAUUUAGCCUCUUACUAUCUCAGUUAUGGGAAUGCAAAUCUUCAGCUUUUACAUAAAACAUGAACUUAAGGGCAUGCUAAGUGUUCUGAAGUGCAGAGAUAGAUGUAACAAUAUUGACUGUUAAAUGUUUGGUACGCAGUGUUUAACAACUUGAACAAAACUGAAAGAUAAAAAACAAAGCUGUUUAAGCCAAUACAGACAACGGGAGAGCUCCACCAUCUCACCAGGAUCUCUUAUAGCUGCCAAAUGGAAGAUAGCUGUGAGAGAUGAAAGGAAGAAGCAAAAGCCAAGUGAAAAGACUUGAGUAUUUAUAUGACAUAAAUUCAGAUUAAAAAGCUUACUGCAGAACAUCUGCAUUUUCUGAAACUUUGUUUCCCAUUACAAGAUUGUCUAUCAAAAUACUUAUAAAAAUGUUUUGUCACUGUUUCCUUCAUGAUGUCAAUAGCAAAGGAAGGGGUAUUUUACAUGCAGGGAUUUUAUACAUAAAUAUAUUUUUAUUUGUAAUUAAGCCAUUCUCAAUAAAGUUUUAAAGUCACAGAUAACCCUGUAACAUAA